Messenger RNA from Lonchura striata (white-rumped munia), 864 nucleotides. RefSeq names its product leucine rich repeat containing 52 (gene LRRC52). Gene Ontology annotation, molecular function: transmembrane transporter binding; potassium channel activator activity; voltage-gated potassium channel activity. Lineage: Eukaryota; Metazoa; Chordata; Aves; Passeriformes; Estrildidae. Gene Ontology annotation, cellular component: voltage-gated potassium channel complex. The record is from RefSeq and is a predicted model, not a curated record.
AUGUCUCCUUCAGGUAGACCGUGGUCCCUGAACUUCGUGUUUCUUCUGGGGAUGGCAUCACAGGGGAUCAGCUGCCCCAGCAGGUGUAGCUGCCAGUACCUGGAGGUGAACUGCACCGGGCAGCAGUUGCAGGAGUUCCCUGUGGACAUCCCUCUGGACACCAGGCAGCUGAUUCUGGCAGCAAACAACGUCUCGUACCUGCCAGCACUGGAAUUGAGCUUCCUGGCUGAUUUGGUCUAUCUGGACUGCAGAAAGAACCUCUUGGGGGAUGACCUGGAUUUCACUUUCAUUGGUGUGGCCAAGCUUGUCUAUCUGGACCUCAGCUUCAACAACCUCACACAGGUCACCUUCAGCACCUUCUCCCACCUCCUCAGCCUGGUGGUGCUGAAGAUCUCGGACAAUCCCAACCUUGUGGCCAUCGAGAAGGAUGCUUUUGCCAACAACACCUGGCUAAGGCACCUGGAUGUGAGCCAGACGGGCUUAACCUUCCUGGACACCAGCACUGUCCAGGACUUGCCCAACCUGAGGCUUCUGGGGCUCAGUGACAACCUGUGGCACUGCAACUGUUCCUUUUUGGACUUCAUCACCUGGAUGAUGGAGAGUGACGUGCAUUUUCCAGAUGCUGACAACAUCACCUGCUACACCCCAGCAGGCCUGCGUGCCCUAAGGAUGCCAGCAGCAGAGGCACAGCUCCACUUCAGCUGCCUGACCCAGCUGUACAAGCAGGAUUAUGUCUUUCUGUGCCUCGUGGGCUUCUGCAUAUUCCUUGCUGGCACCAUGGCAGCCUGGCUGGCUGGCGUCUGUGCUGUCAUCUACAAGGCCCAUGCCUCAAAGGGAGAGGGAGAGGAAGAGGAGGAGGAGUAG